This is a messenger RNA of Chilo suppressalis (striped riceborer), 4561 nucleotides long. The record is from the annotation of a GenBank genome assembly. Lineage: Eukaryota; Metazoa; Arthropoda; Insecta; Lepidoptera; Crambidae.
AUAAGCGGGGGCGUUUCUAGCUUUUGAAAUUAAUUUUAUUAAAAUUUAUUAGUUUCUUCAACCUAUUGAGAAGCGCAGUUAUAUUUAAUUGUGUAUUUAUAGUUACUUCAUUGGCUGGUCAUAUGGAUAAUGCUAGAAUGGGGCCCCUAGUACAGUUAUUAUUUGGAAACGUCAAUAAACUUUUACUUUUACGAAUUCAAAUGAAUAAGUAAGAAAGAAGAAGACAUUGAUUUUUUUCAAAUAAAGUGUUUUGCUGUGCUAUAAUGUACUUUGAGUUCGUUACCAAGGAUGGAUACUUGACUAAGAAUGACAAAACGACUCCUGAUGAGUACAUUGGAGAUUCAAAAGAGAAAGAUAUGUGUUCUAAAAAAGAUAAUGCAAUGGAAGAAAAUAUCAAACCACCAACUAGUCUAUAUCUACGCCUGGAAAUUGAUUUAGUCUGUGCAAGUCUACUAAUAGUUGCUUUAAUUACUAGAUUAUAUAAUUUAAAUGAACCAAAUUUUAUUGUCUUUGACGAGUUGCAUUAUGGCCGUUAUGUAUCUUUAUAUACAAAAGGAGUUUUCUUCUUUGAUGCCCACCCACCGCUGGGGAAGCAAUUACUCUUCUUGGCUGGUCGUAUUGCUGGAUAUGAUGGCAACUUCACUUUUGACAGAAUUGGAACACCAUACACUGAGAAUGUGCCAAUCAGGGCCUUAAGGUUAAUACCAGCAGUUGCGGGGAGUCUACUUGUAUCUGUGACAUAUCGACUUAUGUUAGAGUUAUCAUGUUACCAGUGGACUGCCAUACUAGCAGCACUCCUUGUUUUAUUUGAAAAUUGUUUCCUGGCACAGUCUAGAUUUAUGCUACUGGAAAGCAUUCAAAUAUUGUUUGGUCUGUGUGGGCUUUUGUGUGUUAUAAAGAGUACCCGCAAAACUGAUGCUGCUAGUGUGAUUUGGCUUUGUAUUGGAGCUUUAUCUCUUGGAUGUUGUUUUUCAGUGAAAUAUUCAGGCGUCUACACAUAUUUUUUGGCACUUUUUUUAGUCGGCCGACAAGUAUGGCGCCAGAUGAGUAUACCGAAGUCCGGUUUAUUCUUAAUUCUAUCGAGUUUGUGGCGUUUGGCGAUACUAUUUGUUUUACCGCUGUCUGUAUAUGUCGGAGUAUUUUAUGCACACUUGACCAUGCUGCCUAAAGCAGGUCCCCAUGAUAGCGUGAUGACGAGCGCAUUCCAGGCAUCUUUACAAGGUGGUCUCGCUAGUAUCACACGAGGCCAACCUCUUCAUGUGGCACAUGGAUCUCAAAUUACGUUAAGGCACACCCACGGACGGACAUGUUGGCUACAUUCACACGCGCACGUGUACCCGGUUCGGUAUACGGAUGGGCGCGGAUCGUCGCACCAACAGCAAGUGACGUGCUAUAGCUUCAAAGAUGUGAAUAACUGGUGGAUAGUGAAGCGGCCUGACCAGGUCUCGUUGUCCGUAGCGCAUCCACCAGACGCCGUACGUCACGGCGACGUGGUGCAACUGCUACACGGCAUCACUAGUCGGGCACUCAACUCGCACGAUGUCGCCGCUCCAGUAUCGCCGCAGUCACAGGAAGUAUCUUGCUACAUCGAUUACAACGUGUCGAUGCCAGCCCAGAACCUUUGGCGAGUCGACAUUGUGAAUAGAGACAGCGAAGACGCCACAUGGGACAGCAUUCGCUCCAUGGUCCGACUUGUGCACGUCGACUCGGGAUCAGCCCUAAAGUUCAGUGGACGGCAGCUCCCGUCUUGGGGCUUUCACCAACAUGAAGUUGUUGCCGAUAAAAUCCUGACUCAUCAAGACACUGUUUGGAACGUCGAAGAACAUCGUUACACUAAAGCUGAAGAUCGAAGGGAAAGAGAACGUGAAAUUGUCACAGCUGAAAUGAUUCCUACGACGGUAACUCAAUUGACGUUCUGGGAGAAAUUUGCAGAGUUACAGUACAAAAUGAUAACGCACGCGCCGGACGCGCCCCACGGCCACAUGUUCGCCAGUGAGCCGGCGGAAUGGCCUUUGCUAGUUCGCUCUAUAGCUUACUGGCUAUCACCGAACUCGAAUGCACAAAUACACUUGAUUGGAAAUCUAGUGACAUGGUACACUGGCACAGUCUCAGUGUUUUUGUUCAGCAGUCUGCUUAUCGUAUACGCUUUACGUCAGAGGCGUGCUUGUCUAGAUCUACCACCAAAAGCCUCACAGAAAUUCUAUGACGCAGCAUACAUUCUGUUUCUGGGUUACUGGCUGCAUUAUCUUCCAUACUUCUUUAUUGACCGCACACUAUUCCUACAUCACUAUUUACCAGCUUACAUAUUCAAAAUACUUCUGUUGGCCUUUGUUGCAGAUCAUAUUUAUUAUAUAUUACAGUUAAGUAAGAAAUCACGCCCACUCACUAACUUAUUUAUCAUAAGCAUUUGUAUUUGGAUGGCUUAUGUUGUCCUUACUUUUAAGAAAUUCAGUGUUCUCAAUUAUGGUACAACAGACUUGACUGAAAAUGACCUUAUGAAUCUCAGAUGGAAGGAUACUUGGGAUUUUAUUCUUCAUAAAAAAGGCUAAGAAUCUUUUUAAUGAGGUAUCAGUUCUAUUAGAUGCAAGAAUGCUGUAUGAAACAUAUCAUAAGAAGACAAUUAGCUCUCUGAUCCUUACUGAAAUCGCCAUUUUAGUGAUCUUGUCAUUUAUUAAUGUAUUAUUUAUACUCUAAAGCACUUUAACUGAAAAGACUCAUUUUGUAAAAUAUUAUGCUCAGCUAGCACAAUACAUACAAGAGCAGUACUCUGACUUCAUACUAGCGCCCGAAUCGACACACGCACACAGACAAAAGUCAUUUAAACGGCCGCUAACCAAUCUUGACAAGACAAAUCUACGCAGUGCAACGUCGCGCGCCGCCGCCGCCGCCGCCGAGAUUGGUCAUUGGCAGAGUUAAGUUAACUGCGCCGCGCUGCCCCCGCCGUCUGAUUCCGUAACGUGGCAAUAGUAACUAUUCACAUACAAUAAAAAUCUACACAAAUAUGUUUUACAUUUUGUAGGUACCAACCCUAGCGCUCCGCUCAGUCGUAGGUAUCUAUUUCAAGAAAACGGCUGAGUUACGCUACUGCUCUUGUAAGUAUUGUGCAGCUAGUUUUAUAGUUAAUGUAAAUUAUUAUUAUAAAAUAUUUUUUUAUAUCUUCUACACUUUUACAAUUCCGUCCAUUAAUGUUUCUACCUGAUUUAUAAUAAAUAAAAGAAAUUAUAUAAAAAAACGUUUUUUAUUUUUAUUGAGUUAUAAACAAUGGCUAGCGGCUUGAUGUUGGUUCCACUUCCAUAGGCUGCACUGGAUGUACUGCAACUGACUCAACUUCAAGGGGGAUGACCCGCUGUUUUAACACAGCAGUAGUACCAAGGGCAUAUCUGUAAGAACCUUGUUUUUUUCCCUGAAAGAUAAAAAAAGUCUGGUUAAAAUCUAUCAAGAGUAAGGUUUAUUGAGGUGUGAACUAUUGAGUGGCGUGCAAUAGGAGAGGCCUAUGUCCAGCAGUGGACUAGGAUAGGCUGUUGAUGAUGAUGAUGAACUAUCAAGAACAAAUAAUAUAAAAUGAAAUGGCAGCCCAUCCUGGGAGAGUAUAUGAAGUUUACAAUUUAUUUUAAAUUUAGCGCUCAGGUUUAGAGUAUAGAAUAUAUAGGUGUGAUUCAUUGGAAACGUUGGCUUCACACAUGCAACAUUAGGAUGAUUUUUUCCAAUGAAAGUUCUUGAAAUCUAUUUAAAAAUAGGGAACAUCAAAUUUUGUAUGGCUAUGGCAUUAGUAUGCAGAGAAGUUUAUACUAGAGUAUAUCUCAUGGUUCCAUGUUCUACCAACAGCCUCUACAGCAAUGAGGAAUAGUUUUAAAGCCAUAAUUUAAUAGAUCAUAUAACUUUUAAAAUUAUGUCAAUCUGACUGCAACUAAUAAACCAUACCUUCACAUUAGCCUCCUCAUAAGUUCUCAAAUAUUGAGCAGGGCCAGAAUUACGAAUAACACAUAAGUCCACAUUAGAGCCAGAGCCCAGAUCAUUGAAGAUACCAGCUGCAAUGGCAUCACGAACAAGUUUUUUUCCUUCUUCCUCAGUCAUAUUAGGUUUCCAUCCGGAUUCAAAUACAGCCAUAGCAGCCAGUGAACCAGAACCUGGAAACAUAUGGCAGUUUGUCAACAGAUCCAUGGGGGUAGAUACAAUAAAUGUGUGGACCAGUUCUAUCAACUCCACCCAACACUAAAGCAGCUCCAAUAUGACCUUGAUAGCGGAACAACAUGCGCUUAAGCAGUGUGGCAGCAGUCUCUACAGGUACUGUACGUCCAGUAUGAAGACGUUGCAGCUCCAGCUGAGAUGCCACAGUUUGGGUUGUCAUUUCUGUAUCGGCUGCAGUACCAGCACCGCAGCAGUACAUGUUACCGGCUAAGUAAUGAAUCUUUUGGCAAUUUUUAUCCGACACGACAGUGUUUUCGGUAGCUCUGGUAUCGGCUCCUAAGAUAACACCAUCAGCAUAAAUUAUGCCCACAAUUGUAGUGCCAGUUUUUGUAGCUUUAGGUGCGGGAAAUCCUUUUUGUGCAAGGAAUGCAUU